Molecule: messenger RNA, 1089 nt
Organism: Ilex paraguariensis (yerba mate)
Lineage: Eukaryota; Viridiplantae; Streptophyta; Magnoliopsida; Aquifoliales; Aquifoliaceae
Source: the annotation of a GenBank genome assembly
CUUCAACCCAAUCCCCACUGUGGUUUUCUUUCUACAAUUGUCGGUACGGCCACGCGCCUUCUAUCUAAUUUCCACCGGAGAAGACAAUCCCAUUCAUUUCCUCGUUCGUUGUCCAGCAAUAAUGAUAAUUCUCAACAAUUCAGCCGCAAAUUCAGAAAUUUCUCCGCCGGAUUCGUACGGAGCUGUUGUUCUCGGAGGCACCUUUGAUCGGUUGCACGACGGUCACCGCCGUUUCCUCAAGGCAGCGGCGGAGCUUGCGAGGGAUCGAAUAGUUGUUGGAGUUUGCGAUGGCCCCAUGUUGACUAAGAAACAGUUUGCAGAUCUAAUAGAGCCCAUUGGGAAAAGAAUGCAAAAUGUUCAUGAGUACAUUAAGUCCAUUAAACCUGAGCUGCUGGUUCAUGUUGAACCGAUAAUAGAUCCCUAUGGUCCUUCCAUCAUUGAUGAGAAUUUGGAAGCUAUUGUUGUUAGCAAGGAAACUUUAGCUGGUGGACUGUCUGUCAAUAAGAAGAGAGCUGAGAGGGGCCUCUCACAACUACAGGUUGAAGUUGUAGAUCUAGUACCUGAAGAAUCUUCUGGCGAUAAGCUAAGUUCCACGACAUUACGGAGGCUUGAGGCUGAAAGGAUAAAGAAACUUCAUUUAGAAUAGCAGGUAUACCUGUUUCGAGUCGACACCAGAUUGUUGUACAAUAGUUCAUUGUUGUUUCUACAAGUUUGACGACGUAGUCAACUGCUGACGUGGACAAGAAUUUAGCACUUCUCCAUUAUUUAUGGCUCUUCAAUAAGAUUUUGUCUGGAAAAUGUGAAAUCUCUCUCUCUCUGCGCUUAUAUGUGCACAACACGCCCGCGUGUGAAGAGCAUAGAGUGAACAAGCUGAUUGGUGCUUCAUUGGAUAAACAUGGAGAGUUCCAAGAAGGACCCGUGCUUGUGUUGGACAGUCACAGCACCUCUUGUUGGACAUUCAGGGCCACAUGGUUGAUGUCUAUUGAAUAAUUUGUGCAUGAAAUUCCAUAUCCUUGGAAAUCUGAUCGACAAAACUUGGGCAUUUGGUUACGACCCUCUUUUAGCAUGAAAAGAGAAAGUAUAUGUAUG